AUGUAUCGUCUCCUUCAUCUCUUUUUCGUGCUGCUAAGUGGGACGUUCCUGGCCAUUGCGGCCCCGGUUGAGCUUCCAGAUGGCAUGCCCUUUCCGAGCCCCAGCGAGCUCAAGUUGAUCGAGAAGAAGGCCCAUGGCACUCUUCCCAAUGGCCCUCCUCCUCCGGUGAUCAGUCAGGACGGUAUCAUAAACCUCAAAUUGAUUGCGUUCAACGAACUGUUUGAGGUCGCCUUCUUCAACGAGUUAAUUACCAACAUCACCGAGGGGGUCGAAGGAUAUCGCUUCACGGAUACUGAGGAUCAGCAUCUCGUCCUGGAGUCCUUGAAGGCCAUUCUUGCCCAAGAAGAGCUCCAUGCCCUGCGGGCUAACGAUGCCCUUAGCCACUUCAACAUCAAUGAGAUCGAACCCUGCAAGUACACAUUUCCCGUUCAGGAUUAUGACUCGGCUAUCGUUCUGGCAUCCACCUUUACCGAUGUUGUCCUGGGAACCCUGCAGGACGUGGUCGAGCGUUUCGCACUGGGACGAGAUCCCGAUUUAGCUCGCGAGAUUUCUUCCGUUAUCGGCCAGGAAGGCGAGCAACAGGGCUGGUUCCGAGUGAUGCAGGGAAAGAUCCCCAGCGAAUUACCUUUCCUCACCACUAGCGACCUCAACUUCGCCUUCACAGCUAUUCAAGGCUUUGUUGUUCCAGGCAGUUGCCCGAACAUCAAUGAGAUCCCACUACGGACUUUUGAGGCCUUGAAUAUCCUCACUGCGCCAGGCCCUCAGAGCCAGAACAUUACCGUCACAUUUGAGGACCCCAACCAUGAAGCUGAGCAUCUGCUGUGGAUAACCUACAUCAACCAGCAGAAUGUGCCCGUCGUCGAGCCUCUCGAUAUCCUCUCCCGAACCGGUACUACUGUUCAAGCUCAGGCUCUGUUCCCCUUUGAUGACCAUGAGAUGAAUGGCCUGACCAUUGCGGCAAUCACCAAGAGCGACGGUCCUUUCAAUGAUGCCAAUUCGGUGGCCAAGUGGACGCUCGCAGGACCAGGGUUAAUUAUCGUCAACUAA
Molecule: messenger RNA, 1047 nt
Organism: Penicillium macrosclerotiorum
Lineage: Eukaryota; Fungi; Ascomycota; Eurotiomycetes; Eurotiales; Aspergillaceae
Product: putative sexual development protein (LsdA)
Exons: 2
Coding region: 1-1047 (348 amino acids)
Source: RefSeq, a predicted model, not a curated record